CAUAAAUUGAAGUCAUGAAUUGAAAUUUUUUAUUUCACCUAUUAUAGAAAGAUUUGCUUUCAGCUUGACACCACUAAAUUGUGUUACUUUAGAUGUCCAUAUAAUUUACUUAAAAAAACAAAAAAAAAUUCCAUUUUGUACUAAGCAGGCAUGCUUACAACAAUCUGACCCUCAGUCUAAGCUCAGGCCUUCACGCUUCUCUGUCUCGUUCGACAACGCCUCGCCGAAAUCAUGGUUUAACUACCGGCAGUCGACGACUAUCGACCGUUCCCACUUUCCGCACAGGACCCUACGUCAAUGUUUUUAAGAAGAGGCACUACGCUCACAUCGCUGGUGAGCCCUCGUGUUCUUUCAAGGUUAGAAAGUUUUUCUUCGAGGGCCUUUUCGGUUCUUGACAAGGACAAGGAAGCAACUCAGUCUUCAUUGGUUAAUCAGAAGGGCACUACUUCUGCUGACUAUGAUGACAAAAUUCGGCUUUCGCCAUUGUUUUUGCACGGUGGACCUAAUACGGAGGAGGGUUGCAAUAUUGAGCUUGUUGAUACUGAGACGUGGCGAAUUUCUUCUUGUUUAGCCGAGGUGUGGCGAGAAACUGACCGGGCAACAAAAGCAAAGGUUUUGUUUAAGGAAGCAGAUGAAGUGGUUGAUCAUGCACCUCGGAAUAAUGAUGACCCGGAUUUUGAUGAGAUUGAGGAUAUGAGAAUUCGUGGAAAUCUCUUUUAUAAGUUGGACAGGGAUUCCAAAGAAUUCGAGGAAUACAAUUAUGACUUCCAUCGCAGAAAAUCUUCAAAGAGUAGGAGGGAUGAUCAGACAGAAAACAAAAAGGUGAACGCAAGUCGUAAGUUGGCCUCCAAAGUUGAAGAAUCUUCAAAGAAGAAAGAUGAGCGGAAUUCAAGCAGAAAGAAGGAUAACCUGUGUCAGAACUUGGACUCUGCGGGUGAAAGGCUGUCAAAGCUCGUUAAGAACGUAAAUCUUAAUUCUCCGCUUUGUGAAAUAGAAAAUUCUUGUAUUGGAAAGAAAGUAAGGACUCCCAGUUUCAAUCAGCUCACAGCCCCUUACCACGAACCAUUUUGCUUGGACAUUUACAUAUCUAAAGGAUCUGUACGUGCCUGCAUUAUUCACCGGGCAACUAGCAAGGUCGUUGCUGUGGCACAUUCCAUUUCAAAGGACAUGAAAUUUGAUCUGGGCUCAACUAAGAAUGCAGCUGCUUGUGUUGCCGUUGGAGAAGUUCUAGCUCAAAGAGCCUUGGCUGAUGAUAUCCAUAAUGUAGUCUAUACGCCAAGGAAAGGGGAGAAAUUGGAGGGGAAGCUUCAGAUUGUACUUCAGUCCAUCAUUGAUAAUGAUGUUAAUGUGAAGGUUAAGAUUAAGCAAAGAAGAGUAAAGAAAGCCGGACACUGGCAGUCAUCUACCGGUUAGGAACACCUUUGCCCAGCCUGAUUGUUUCAUGGGGUCCAAGAACGAACUUCUUGGUCGUUUUCCUCUGUAUUUGGAAUAUGGUUUGAUUGCGCCCAAUGAAAGUAAUUUUCUUGAAGAAGACAAGUGCGAGAAUUUCUAGUUACAACAAUGUCUUUGAGUUGGCGAAUUUCAACAUGAAUGUUCCACUUGAACCUGUGCAUAGUUUUUGUCCAGAAUAGAGGAGAAUGGAAGGUUUUGUUGCAGUGGUCAUUUGUUGUAGAUGUGGAUUGUUGAAUCUAAAAUGCAUUAUGCAUGAAUAAAAUGAAAUCCUUUUUCUUCAAAGUGUGCAUCUUAUUAGUCA
Molecule: messenger RNA, 1753 nt
Organism: Cornus florida
Lineage: Eukaryota; Viridiplantae; Streptophyta; Magnoliopsida; Cornales; Cornaceae
Exons: 2
Coding region: 298-1413 (371 amino acids)
Biological process (GO): translation
Cellular component (GO): ribosome
Molecular function (GO): structural constituent of ribosome; 5S rRNA binding
Source: RefSeq, a predicted model, not a curated record